AUGCAGGGCGACAUCAUUACAGAUGUCGUGUGCCGUGCAGCAGGUGCAGGAGUCAGCGCCUGCGAAAUUGAGUUUGCGUGCACACGAAGAGCGGAAAGCAAGGAGGUGUGCAUAGCCAGAGUGGGAUGCAACAGCUGCAGGAAGUUGUUCUUCCGACGCAAGAUGGGUGAAGAUCAAACGGUCACCGAAGAGGAAGGUGCAUUGGGUCGAGAGCAAGCCACACGGCGUGACCCAAGGUUCGACCACUCCUCAGCUGAGCGUUCGUGUUGGAGAGCUGGCAUGUCCCCUACCAAUAGGACUGCCUGUACGAUCCCCAAUAAUUCCGCUCGCGAUUCUAGUGGGCUUCGAAAAUUUGUGCAUGAGGACUGCAUGCUGUCGACAGGGUUGUCACAUCGGGUUGCGGGACUGCGAGGUCAACAUCUUGUCAUCGUGGCCGAGAACGGGACAAUCUCUCGAGCAGCUGAAUGUCAUCAGCCCUUGGAAACGGAAGGUCAUCCGCAUGUUUGUGCGGAGCUGCCGCAUUUUCAAACGCAGCAAUCCCAAACUGUAGAGCUCGGCCGCGAAAUCGGCCAACAGGAAGUGCGUAUGAGGCGUCAUGCUGCGGGAAGUCCAAAUCCGGCUGGCCGGAAUGGGCAAGGAUCAGAAUCAAUGGACGGUCAGCCAUUCGCCCGCCACGGGUUCCUUGUUGGCGCCAUUGCUCGCCCAGAUCCAUCGGCGCCAGCAGCGUUCCUGAUCAAGCUCGACAUUAGCCGCACGAACCGAGCUAGGAAGUAUGGGUUGACGAAGCAGUUUCGCUGUCAAGUGCAUCUCCAGGGUGGGAGUACUCCGAGGCGAGUGCGUGCUUGUGUAGAUGUGACCUCCUGCACAACUUUAGCAUCAACUUUGCGCCCAGUCAUCACUGCAACGCGGACAUCCGCCGCCAGCACCAACCUGGGCAGCCUGAAUCUCGUGAUCUUAUUGUGCCUUGGUCAUCUUUUCCGGAUGCAGGACGGAUGGGGCAGUGUCCAGCAGGGACCACGCGUAGGAACUCGUGACACAACAAUGGUUUACGAGGAGGCUGGAUCUUACCCAUCCCUAUCCCCAUUGAACAUCACGGACAGUGAAAAGUUGCUCAUGUCGUGA
Boeremia exigua is the source of this 1122-nucleotide messenger RNA. RefSeq lists its product as uncharacterized. Lineage: Eukaryota; Fungi; Ascomycota; Dothideomycetes; Pleosporales; Didymellaceae. Bases 1 to 1122 code for a protein of 373 amino acids. The transcript has 4 exons. The record is from RefSeq and is a predicted model, not a curated record.